Molecule: messenger RNA, 1509 nt
Organism: Fusarium oxysporum Fo47
Lineage: Eukaryota; Fungi; Ascomycota; Sordariomycetes; Hypocreales; Nectriaceae
Exons: 2
Coding region: 1-1509 (502 amino acids)
Source: RefSeq, a predicted model, not a curated record
AUGGCUAACCAAACAACCCAGCAGCACAGAAUGAGACUUCGCAGCUCAGGCUGCCUCAGGUGGUCGUAUCUACCACAAGAGAUUCGCCGUAACAUUCUAAACACGAUAGUCGAUCAGAGAAAUCCUCGCUGGUCUGCUUUGGCCUCGGUAUCCAAAGAGUGGCAAAGCGUUAUCGGAACGAGAAACAUGGCCAAGCUGAACCUUCGGCCAUCUUGCUUAGAGGAUUUUGAGCAAGCAGUGGUUCGACAGAGAGACCUUGUGAGGCAUAUCUAUCUCAAUGUUGAGCUGACCGAAUAUAAGUGCACUCUUUGCAAGAAUAAGUUUGCUGUCACCAUAGCGGAGAAAAACAACCGUCUUAUGAGUAAGGCGGUUACAAAGCUUUUGACCAUUCUCAGCACUUGGAACACAACAGGCCCCUUGACGCUGGAGCUCAACGCGUCGUCCGCUAGUGACUCGAAGCACUGGUUUAAGAACUUUCGUUUCAACGACGAGCACGAUGCUCCUUAUAGCCGAGACUCAGUUAUCCCUAUGGAAGGGAUGCAUAGUGACUGGCACGACCCCAAGCAUGGUUGGGAAAAUGGUGUCCGGGUGAAACCUCCCCCUAUCAGCGCAAAUAAGCGGCUAUUUGGGCCUAUCAACCUGAAUGGCCCUCCGUAUUCUAUUCUCAAUGUCAACGCAGUUACCCGUUUCAUGAUCCGUCGGCAAUUCCGCCAUCGUCUUGGUCCUCGCGAAUUCGCAUCACUUCUGUCCAAAUUCAGCCGCCUCACAGAUUUGGUUUACGAACCUUGGCCCCAGAAAUAUACAGAUUCCUAUCGGUAUCCAUGGGAUCCGGCAUUGAUUGGCAUGCAUUUGCCCAGGACUCUCAAAAGAGUAAUCCUAUUUCAGGACUUCAAACAAUACCUUACAGAGAACAUCCGUCAAGACUUAGAUCAUUCUUAUUACGCGAUUCUUCCAAUACAUUGGUCGAAGUUCAAUCUCCCUGGCAAUGCCAAGAGCAUCGCUCAGACAAGUCUGAGACUCAAUGAACUCGCCGUCUCAUUCUUUAUCGAUGCCCUGAACUUCUUCAAGGCUUGCGAGGAAGGAUGGACAUGGGAUUACCUGCAAUCUCUAUCCCUAACAUCAAGUCUUCUCUUGCAAAAUAUAAAGGAACAGAAGGGUCGCAUCGAUAGCCUUCUUAUCACCGCAGCAAAGUUCUUACUGCGAAUGCCGAACCUGGCCACCAUGGCACUCUGGAGUGGGGGAACAGGGAAAGCAUGUGCUUUCAUCUAUACCAGGACAAAGCACUAUGCCCAUGUUACCUGGCGAGGAACCUGGGACCUGGAGAUCAGCCGAGAAGUCCUGGAGGCAUGGGAGGGUGUUGCCAAGCUCCAUUCGGUGGAGCUCAGAGUCAGGCAUGAGCACCUUCAGGAGAUCAUUAGAUCUCAUGGAGACGCCAUUUUCUAUCUCAACUUGCCUUGCCAGGUUAUUGAGCCUACAUCUCUCUGGCAGAUCCGGAUGGAGGACGCCUAA